AUGCCGCUGACAUCCGAAGUCUCGGACCAGAUCCGGGCGAUUUUGGAUCGCAGCAAAAGCGGCGACUUUUUGGUUAAGUCCGUGCAGGAGCUGUUUGGUGUGCUUCGGCAAGCUGGUCUCAUGAGCACCAUGACUCUUCCCCCGCUGUCUGUAGGGGUUCAUCCCCAGAACAGAGACGGCAUCAUGCUGCACCAGAAGGAUUGUCAUGAGCUAUUGGAUUCAAUAGCACAAGUAGGAUUCGUGGCGAGCCGAGUCGAAGCCAUCGGUGUGGAGGUGUGCAGCGAGUCCGAGAGGGACUACAAUGUGAAGCUUUGCACGGCAGCGGCCGGCAAGCUUGGUUCCAUGGACCCCGAUGCCCUCAAGAUCCUCAGUCUGAGUGCAAGUCACACCAACUUUGCACUCAGGCUUGUAGCCAGUGCAGCACCGCACGAAUCGGAAUCCUUGUCGGUCAACGGCAUCCUGAGCCUCGAACAAGUUCGUCUGCGGGAUCCCGUGUUGGCCCAACAUGUUGUGCAGGGACUGACCUGGCAAGUGAUUGCCAAGGGGGUGAAGAAGAUGGCAUUGAGCUCGAAGCCACCGUGUGCGGAGACAUUUCCGGCUUUGUACACAUUUGCUCUUCGGUAUUGCGGCGGCUCCGAUGGCCGAUUUCUCCGCGAAACGGAGCAGUUCGUUCGGACUUCGGGGCAGACCCGGUCGUUGGGUCUCGGCUUUUGGCAGCUGCUCGCCCAAGACUACAUGAAGGGGCAGCAGCAGCUUGUGCACAUGAGACAUGCCAUCCUCAAACUCGGGUUGUCUGGUGGUGGUUUGACACAGAGCAAUGCCAAGAAGAUGUACUCCCGGGAGUGCAGCCCCAAGAUCUUGGAAGGAGACCGUGUUCUCAUGCAGCUUCGCGAACUCGUCUCUAAUGCAGGCAUUGACAUCUUGCAGGAUGUCCGAUUCAUCAACAUUCUCGGCAUUGUGGAUAUGACGGUGGCCAGGUUUUGCCUCGGAAUUCAGGCUGCAGAGGACGGCAAGGACUACAAGAGCAUCCAAGGCAUUGCUCACGAUGCCACCUUGCUCUUCGGAACCUUAGGGGUGCAGUUGACUUCUCCAUGGCAAAGUUCUGCCGAAGCAGCGAAGGGAGCCCAAUCGUCGAAUUCGCAGGCCCUUGAAAGAAUGAGGGAACUUAAUUCCGAUGGUUCCCUCAGGAAUGCAUCGGAACUUCUUGCAGACAAGGGUUUCACAUUGCAGGCAUUCGUGCGGCGAAGGGCCGACAAGUUGGAAUGCCGAAUCGAUGGAAUCCACGGCCAGCAGAUCCAUUUGGUCGAGCUUAAGAAUAAGGGAGUCAUGAAAGUGCCACUCGAACAGUUCCUGGCUGGGACAUGGGUUACAUUCCAGCCGAGGAGUGAGCCUGAGAUCAUCGAGGACCUAAGUGUCUUCAUGCCGUCCGAGUGCUACGACUUCCAAGCAGCUGUGGUCGUCGCAUGCAUUCAGCAGGAAUUGGCGACAUUGACCGAGAAUCACAAGAAUAUCCUGUCGCAGCUAUCCAUGCAGCUCAAGCCGACGAAGGCCCUCGUGACCACUGAAAAGUUCAAAGCCGGGCAGCUCGUUCUGGUCCCGUCUUCCUUCAAGAUCGUGCAGAGGCUGAAAUCCCAGGGAGAUUUGCCGAAUGCUGUGAAGGCCCAGGUUGAUUGGAAGCUGGAUGACCGGCAAUUCUGGAUCACGGCAUGCAACAGCCUUCCCAAGGUUGAUGAAGCUUUCGAACCUGGGAAGCAUUGCAUGGCACCGUUUUUUGCCGUGCCGACUUCGGAGGAUAACGAUUCUGUGAACCUCGUGAUGUCCAUGGCAAGCUCGAAGGAGUCGAAGGUAAAGAUCCCCGUUUUGAAAAACACCCAUGCAAUCGCCAAAGGCACAUCUUUGCUGCAGGCCCCCAUCAAGAAGGACAACAAGAGGGAGCACUUGGAGAUGCCGGUGCCCGUCAAGCGGGUGAAAGGCAAGCAGUGA
This is a messenger RNA of Symbiodinium necroappetens, 1983 nucleotides long. Lineage: Eukaryota; Dinophyceae; Suessiales; Symbiodiniaceae. The record is from the annotation of a GenBank genome assembly.